AUGUUCAAAUUGGCUUGCACAGCAAGGGCGUCUGCGAUAUACGGUCCCAUACAGAAGAGGCUAAGUGGUCCAAUUGUACGCCACCUCUCCUACACAAGAGGUUGUCAAAAUAGUACACCUAUUGAAACCGUUGAUUUAGUAUAUGAUGAAUUUGAAACUCCCAACCUGAAGAGCAAAUCACCACUUGUGAUCCUCCAUGGCUUGUUUGGGUCGAAAGCAAAUAAUCGAACUGUGGCCAAACAGUUGUGCGAGAGACUCGAUAGGAAUGUGUACUGUCUCGACUUGCGGAAUUUUGGGUCUAGUCCUCAUAUCAAAAGAUUAGAUUACCCUAGUCUUGCCGCUGACGUUGAAAACUGGGUCGCUCAACGCAAGUUCGAACAAAAGCCGAUCCUAAUUGGACAUUCAAUGGGUGCCAAAACUGCCAUGGCUGUUGCCUUGCGCAAGCCAGAUUUACCGAAAAUGAUUGUCAGUGUCGAUAAUGCACCCAUAACGUUCGGCAACACCGACUCCAAGUUCAACAAGUACAUCAAUCAGUUGCGUUUGAGCUUGGAAAAGUACAAAUACACUAACAUCAAGGACGUUGAUGCAAAAUUGGCCGAGGUGGAGCCAAAUAAGACAGUUCGUCAAUUCGUUUUGAUGAAUAUGAAGCGAGGCAAGAAGGAUGAGCCGGUGACGUCGAAAAUUCCGUUGGAUAUUAUUGGUGAUGCUACAAGUAAAGGUUUCAUAGCCAGUUGGCCAUAUAGCCCCGACGAUGGAAGAUGGACGGGGCCGGUGCUCUUUAUCAGAGGCACUGAAUCUCAUUAUAUCCCCGAUGAUGUGUUUCCUGAAAUUGCCCAGUUUUUCCCCAAUUUUGAAAUUAGGGAUAUUAAAUGUGGUCACUGGGUGAUUAGUGAAAAGCCAAAAGAGUUUAUGGAUGUUUUGUGUGAGUACGUUGAACGAGUAGAGGACGAGUAG
This is a messenger RNA of Lodderomyces theae, 954 nucleotides long. Its product is annotated as alpha/beta hydrolase. NCBI's taxonomy places the organism in Eukaryota, Fungi, Ascomycota, Pichiomycetes, Serinales, Debaryomycetaceae. Bases 1 to 954 code for a protein of 317 amino acids. The record is from RefSeq and is a predicted model, not a curated record. The transcript has a single exon. Gene Ontology annotation, cellular component: mitochondrion.